GCAGGUCAGCUGGUCUCCCAGCAACACGGUGUAAAUAACUUGUUGAUUCCCUGUGGGCUGCUGGAGAGCAUGAAAGAGCUGAGGAGAAAUGAAUGAAACACUGAUUUGACCCUGGUCAUUUAAUGAGCUAGAUUAAGGCACGGUAAGGUGCAUCCUGGAAGCAAGACCCCGAGGCAAAAGUACAGGUCAAACAGGCAGCUGAUGGUUGCUUGCUAGCAAAUGGGGCUGUUUGACAAGUUGGCAGCAUGGCUGGGGUUGAAGAAGGAGGUAAAUGUUCUUUGUCUCGGUUUGGACAACAGUGGAAAAACCACCAUCAUCAACCAGCUGAAGCCUGCUAAUGCCCAGGCACAAGACAUCGUCCCAACUAUUGGCUUCAGCAUUGAGAAGUUUAAGACAUCCAGUCUGUCCUUCACAGUGUUUGACAUGUCUGGUCAAGGCAGGUACAGAAACCUUUGGGAACACUACUACAAGGAAGGCCAGGCUAUCAUAUUUGUCAUUGAUAGUGUAGACAAACUGAGGAUGGUAGUAGCCAAAGAAGAACUGGACACAUUACUAAACCACCCUGAUAUUAAACACAGGAGGAUUCCCAUCCUGUUCUUUGCAAACAAGAUGGAUGUCAGGGAUGCUCUGUCUUCUGUCAAGGUCUCACAGCUGCUGUGUUUGGCAAAUAUCAAGGACAAACCCUGGCACAUCUGUGCCACUGAUGCUCUGAAAGGAGAAGGUUUACAGGAGGGAGUCGACUGGCUACAAGAUCAAAUCAAGACAAUGAGAACGUGAAGGAAUGAAGAUGGAUGUGCUGGAAGAAGCAGCAUUCAUCCAAGUCUUAUGUGAAGAUUGGUUGACUCUGUUUUCAGAGGUACCAUGGGACAGUGAUGUUUUUAAUUUGGUAUUUAGAUGGUCAAAUAAAAUCAUUAAAUUAUUACAUGAUUCUUCUGGUACUAGUAAUGAAAGUACAAAUGAUACCACUGAUAAUGCCAAGUCAAUGAGAAACAUAGAAAUUGGAAACUUUAACACAUUUUUUUGCAACUUGUUUUCUUUUCAGCGUUUUGAGUUCAAGCUAAUAAUGUGUUUAUUAGCUUUAACUCUCUUUCUAAAGGGGGAGUUACAUUUAAACAAAAACAUCUAUUUAUAUUAUCCCUUCCACUCUUAAUAUUGUUGUCUACCAGGCCCAGAGGGAACAUGAUGAGCAACAACACAUUAUUUUGAUUGGUGCUGUCUUCAUUUUAGGGAGCAUGGAUACCUGGAAGGUUUGUAAAAAAGACAUGGUUGGGUAUGUCAUGUUGUAUGUGUUAGCCCCUUAACUCUCCCAUGUGUUCCACAAAUGAUAUGUGCCAGAUUCCUGGAGGAGAAAGCACAUGUUUUACAGCUGGUUGAUUCAGAUUCACACCACAUUAUACCAUUUGUGCGCUUCUCCACUGGCAAAAAAAACAAUAUUAGAUAUUUGUGGCCUGAUGUGCUACAAUCAUAUUAAUUUCCACACAGCAGGGAAUACAUGCUCAGAUUGAAUGUCCACUAAUUGAAAUCAGGUGGCAGUCUCUGCCUGUCUCAAGCCUCCAUGCAUCAGAUAAAAAAAACGUUUAGCAGUGACGUUAAGUACGUGCAAUCUGUGUGUAUGGGCUAUUGCAUACAAAAUAACGUAUAAACUGAUACAACUAUUGUUAUGAAGUGAAUGUAAAGUGAAUUAGUUUGCUUAAAAAUCAGAACUUGUCUUUACAAAGUUAUUUCAACCAGUGUUAUUUUUUUACUUUGCCUUACUCUAUUGCCCAAGUAAAAACCUAAUAAUAUAAUUUACUCAUUCUACUCCAGUGAUUCAAAGGCACACCACUAGAACAAGGAAAACCAUCUGCUCAGUCUGCACACAGUUUUUAAUGCAAUCCUUUGAUCAUCUGCUUUAGUCUCUGACUGAAAGCUUGCAUUAAAAACAAUUGCUGUACAGAUCAGAGUGUGUGUUUGCUUUUAGCUUUUGUGCAUCACCUCAUCUGAACUUAAUAGAAAGGAAGGGGUGUUACUGUUUCUGAGUAAUGUCAGGGCAAAGAGUAUCAACUGACCAACAUGUACAUUCAAAUAUUUUAAAUAAUAGUGUUUUAUAUAAUAUACAUACGCAGCUUUAUCAUGUUCUUUAAUUUCUCUUCUGCAGAACUAUUUUAAUAACCACUAUGUAGUCAGAAAAUAUCAGCUUGAUAUCACCCAUGGGUGUAGACACUGUAAAAUGUACGACAAGAAUGCAUGGGGUGGAUAGGAUGAAAAAACGAUUCCUUUACGUUUUGUUUUUGUUUAGUUAUUUAAGUCGUGAGUGAAUGAAAAGAAAAAUCAUGCUUCGUCGGGGCCACCAACAGAUCUACCAAUCCUUCAUAUCAAGUACUUUAUUUUAGUUUGAAGACAAGAAACACAAGCUGGAAAGUGUAGUUUUGUUGCUUUUUGAAAUAUAUAACUAUGGUUUAUUUUGCAAGUAGACAUAACCAAUGGAAAUGGAUCUUCCUGUUACUUUAAGCCCACUCAUAUCAGUGUCUUCGUGUAGACCACUGGGGGACGCCCAAGUCCAAGAUAUUGAAAUUGUGCUUGUAGGUGCUUUAAGGUCACCACAUUGAUUUUGUAAUAUAUUGUCUAUUUCUAACUAAGACAUUUCAGAGUGAAGAUUUACUUUCCAGGUUCAUAUCCUUAAGACACCAUAUGUUAUCCAUAACAAGGAGAGGAGUCCUGUGAGACCAUGUUUCAUAUUCUCCUGACAUCUAAUUCAAAACGAAGACCCUGUGAGCACUAGUUCACUUUAGCAUCAGAUAUGUUAUAGAUUGUUACUAAAUUAACUUUGUUGUUGAUAACAUUGUACGUGUUUAUUUUUAAGAAUAAAUACUGUGUAAAAUGAAUAUUGGUUCAUGAUUUGGAAACAUGACUCAUGCUAUCUUCUCGUGCUUUCUGUCUCUCUCAUUCUAUGUACCUCUCUCACGAACAUCUCGAGCGUGCCAGCAACAGCUGCUCAUUAAACAUUGAGUCCUCA
Trematomus bernacchii (emerald rockcod) is the source of this 2995-nucleotide messenger RNA. RefSeq names its product ADP-ribosylation factor-like 6 (gene arl6). Gene Ontology annotation, cellular component: cytoplasm; axoneme. Gene Ontology annotation, molecular function: GTPase activity; GTP binding. NCBI's taxonomy places the organism in Eukaryota, Metazoa, Chordata, Actinopteri, Perciformes, Nototheniidae. The transcript is spliced from 8 exons. The coding region runs from base 220 to 777 and encodes 185 amino acids. The record is from RefSeq and is a predicted model, not a curated record. Gene Ontology annotation, biological process: protein localization to cilium; vesicle-mediated transport; cilium assembly.